UCUUUCAAUAGAAUGCAUAUUUAUUGACCCAGUAAAGGGCUUCCACAAAGAAACCGACAGAAAUUGCAGCAAUCAACUUGGUCAUUUGUGUACUGGAGAAACCACCUACGACAACAGUAUAGAACAAAACUAAAGGAGCAUAUUAUAUCUGGAGCAAAUCUGACCUUUUGUAUUGUGCCUACCUUUUCCUCACAAAAGGAAGCUAAGAGGGAACUUUCCUAGACAAUGAUGGAGUGUAAAAGUAAGAUGGAAAGCACAGAGUCUGAAAUUCAAGUGGAAAGCAAGGAUGAGAAGAGAGCCACAGAAGUUAGUCUUCAGGAGAAGAGGCUGGAGGAAAAAACUUCGAAGCUUUGUUUCAAGAGAAGAAAAAAAGCAGCCAAAGCACCAACCCCCACAGCUGGCUCUGAAGCUGCUGCUGUGGCUAAGAAGCGUCCCCCAAAAACAGAAACAGAAGCUUCCGACCAGCCAAGGCCUGCUGGGGGUGCCUGGGCCUCCAUCAAGCGUCUGGUGACUGGCAAGAAAAAGUCUGACUCUUCAAAGCAGAAGACCCUAGAGGCUAAGGAGCAGCCUGAAAUCAAUGCAGAGGAUGUUGAGCCAGGUAAGAAAAAGGCAAAAUCCAGACUCAAGAUCCCUUGCCUGAAAUUCUCAAGGCGAGGGAAAAGAAAAAGCCAUUCCAAAAUUAUAGAAGACUCGUCCUGCAGCAUCAAAGUGCAGGGAGAGGCUGAAAGUCUGAGCAUCAAAACUCCAACCCAAUCAGAAGAGCAGGCCCCAGAGACCAAGAGAACCCCACAAGUCAAGGAAGAUGACUCGCAGAAGGAGGGUGGAGGAGAGGGGUGUGCACCGGGCGUGAGCAACAGCCUGACUUCUGCAGAGAAGGUGAUUUCAGUAGAACUUGGACUAGACAAGGGCCACGCUGCUGGCAAGACGGGAACUGUUGUCCUGGAAACAGCAGAGGAAAAACCGAGUGUUCUGCCCCCUCCUGAGACCCCUCCUGAAACUUCACCAAGAAAAGAGGCACCUGCUGUUAGUGAUGGUCAUCCCUCUGUGGCUCCUCCUUCCGUGUCUCCCAAAAGUCCUCCUUCAGUGGCUUCUGAUGUUCCUCCCUCCAUAACUCCUGAUGCUCCUCCCUCUGUGGCUCCUGAUGCUCCUCCCUCUGUGACUCCUGAAGCUCUUCCCUCUGUGGCUCCUGAGGCUCCUCCCUCUGUGUCUCCUGAGGCUCCUCCCUCUGUGUCUCCUGAGGCUCCUCCCUCUGUGGCUCCUGAGGCUCCUCCCUCUGUGGCUCCUGAAGCUCCUCCACCCGUGGCCCCAGGUGCUCCUCCCUCCAUAGAGGAAGUCAGAAAGGAGAGCCCAGAAAGUGAACCGAACUGGAAAGUCCAGGAGAGUCCAGACGUUGCUGCUACAGAGAGUCAGCCAGAAGAAGGUUCUGAGUCGAGUCAGGAAUCCGAUUUUAAAGAGAACGAACUUGAUGCAGAGGAAGCCAAGCCAGAGGAAAGCAGAAGAAUGGAGCCGAUUGCCAUCAUUAUCACAGACACUGAAAUCAGUGAAUUUGAUGCUAAGAAAUCUAAAAAUGUCCCCAAGCAGUUCCUAAUUGCAGCAGAAAAUGAACAAGUGGGGGUUUUUGCUAAUGAUAAUGGUUUUGAGGGCAGAACUUCAGAACAGUACGAAACCCUCUUGACAGAAACAGCUUCUUCUCUUGUGAAGAAUGCCAUCCAGUUGUCCAUAGAACAGCUGGUCAAUGAAAUGGUCGCUGAUGAUAAUAAAAUAAACAAUCUUGUGCAGUGACUUCCUUUCCAGAUCAGAGAAAAAAAGGAAAACUUGAUGAUGGCUCAUU
This is a messenger RNA of Suncus etruscus (white-toothed pygmy shrew), 1831 nucleotides long. RefSeq names its product A-kinase anchoring protein 5 (gene AKAP5). Gene Ontology annotation, cellular component: excitatory synapse; dendritic spine; plasma membrane. The record is from RefSeq and is a predicted model, not a curated record. The coding region runs from base 226 to 1782 and encodes 518 amino acids. The transcript has 3 exons. Gene Ontology annotation, biological process: positive regulation of adenylate cyclase activity. Lineage: Eukaryota; Metazoa; Chordata; Mammalia; Eulipotyphla; Soricidae. Gene Ontology annotation, molecular function: protein kinase A regulatory subunit binding; beta-2 adrenergic receptor binding; glutamate receptor binding.